AUGUCGUUCCAUCCCCGAACCCCUCAAAGCCCUUCCCAGUUUUCUCCUGGCACUUCCGACCUCACGUCGAGUAUGAACAGCUCGGUUCCGUCCACAACCACCACUCUGCCGACUCCCGCACACAGCGUCAACGGCAGCGCAUCGCAGCCUUCCGAUAUGUCGCAAGACAUCGUCAUGGGCGACGACUCGCCUCACAAGCGCAAGCGCACACUCGAAGACUAUGGUGAUCGAGAGCAGAAGAAAGUCCACAUCGAGGAUAGCAAAACUGGUAUCGAGGCACUCCACCUGGAUGUCGGAGAGAAAUACCUACUUUGCCAAACUCCACACCACGAGAGACUGCCGCGUAUCACGGAAGAUCUCUUCGAGAUGUUCAACUUGACGGGCAUUGCUGCAGAAGUCGCUCGCGAGAAGCCCAACGGUGAGAAGAACGCUCUUCGCAAGACCUACAAGGGCCAGAUCAAGAAGCUCGGCAUCCUUGGCCGCUUCGACUCCGUCGCCCAGGACUGGGACGCUCCGAGAGAAAGGGACGGCGACGGCGGCGAUAAGAAGAGGGAGGCAUACCAUGGCUUCAGGGAAUUGCUGGAGAUUCCUGAUGCAGAGUAUUGGAACUCGCGGUCAGACCCGAUCACCAAGGGGCUGUCGGAUAGUGUCAAGUCGAUCUUGAACAGAGCUACGACGAUGGCCAAGGGACCGAUUCCUGCCAAGGACUGGGACAGUUCGGUGCUUGGAGAUCUCCCCCCCGGCGGUAUUGACACCUUGAAACAGGGUCUUACUGGCAAGGCAACGGCGCCUGGCACGCCUUUAGCGACCACGCCCAACCCCUUUGUGCGGAAGCAGCAACAAGGACCCCCGGGUGCGGUCCGUCCUCAGCGAACGACAAAGAAGCGAGGCUAUGGCGAGAACACCUACGAGGGCUACGGUGAAGGCUUCCCCGACGACGGCUACUCUACGGGAGAUGGCGACGACAGGGGAGGUCAAAAACGCCGCAAGAAGGAUGGCGGUAACGGCCAAGCGUUCCCGAACGCGAUGCGUCCGCAAGGCUACGGGGCUGUGGGCGCUUAG
Messenger RNA from Colletotrichum spaethianum, 1062 nucleotides. Its product is annotated as mediator of RNA polymerase II transcription subunit 19. NCBI's taxonomy places the organism in Eukaryota, Fungi, Ascomycota, Sordariomycetes, Glomerellales, Glomerellaceae. Gene Ontology annotation, cellular component: mediator complex. Gene Ontology annotation, molecular function: transcription coregulator activity. Bases 1 to 1062 code for a protein of 353 amino acids. Gene Ontology annotation, biological process: regulation of transcription by RNA polymerase II. The transcript is spliced from 3 exons. The record is from RefSeq and is a predicted model, not a curated record.